Molecule: messenger RNA, 2057 nt
Organism: Cajanus cajan (pigeon pea)
Lineage: Eukaryota; Viridiplantae; Streptophyta; Magnoliopsida; Fabales; Fabaceae
Product: protein NRT1/ PTR FAMILY 8.1
Biological process (GO): oligopeptide transport; transmembrane transport
Cellular component (GO): membrane
Molecular function (GO): transmembrane transporter activity
Source: RefSeq, a predicted model, not a curated record
UCUUGGGUGAUUGUGAUAUCAUUACGCGCAUUCUGCAUAAUGUUAAAAAAGAAUGAAUUUGGGAUACCCUCAAACUAUUAUGACACUAUAAUUGUUGAAGUGUGAAAUGAAGGGGUGACUGAGCCUUUGAAGAUAUAACAAAGAGAAAAACCAGCAAACAGGAAAUUGUGUUGAUACUAUGGCAGAAGAUGAUAUUUAUACAGAAGAUGGGACCGUUACCGUCUCAGGAAAACCUGCCAUCAAGAAAAAGACUGGAAAUUGGAAAGCCUGCUAUUUUAUUCUUGGAAAUGAGUGUUGCGAGAGAUUGGCAUACUAUGGUAUGAGUACAAACCUGGUGAACUAUCUUCAGGUUCGUUUCAACCAGGGAAACAUAACCGCUGCAAAUAAUGUCACAACAUGGUCAGGCACAUGCUACAUCACACCAUUGCUUGGAGCCUUUCUGGCUGAUUCAUACUUGGGAAGAUACUGGACAAUUGCUAGUUUCGCAACUAUCUAUGUCAUUGGGAUGGUACUUUUAACAUUGUCUGCUACUGCCCCUGGAAUAAAGCCAGUAUGUGAUGCUAAUGGUUGCCAUCCAACAUCGGCACAAACCGCAGCUUGCUUCAUAGCACUCUACUUGAUUGCUCUUGGAACCGGUGGCAUCAAACCAUGUGUAUCAGCUUUUGGUGCAGACCAAUUUGAUGAAGCAGAUGAGAAAGAGAAACUAAGGAAGAGCUCUUUCUUCAACUGGUUUUACUUCUCAAUUAAUAUUGGUGCACUUAUUGCUUCCUCAGUAUUAGUUUGGAUACAAAUGAACGUUGGCUGGGGAUGGGGUUUUGGAGUUCCUGCUGUUGCAAUGGUCAUUGCAAUCAUAUUUUUCUUCAGUGGUAGUAGACUCUACAGACUUCAAAUACCUGGAGGAAGUCCCCUCACAAGGAUUUGUCAAGUCAUAGUGGCAGCCUUGAGGAAAUUCAGUCUUCAAGUGCCAGAGGAUAAAUCUCUUCUUCAUGAGACUGUAGAUGUAGAAUCUGUCAUCAAAGGGAGCCGCAAGCUUGAUCACACAAACCACUUCAAGUGUUUGGAUAAGGCAGCAGUAGAGACCCAAUCUGACCAUACUAAAGGUUCGCCAAAUCCUUGGAGGCUUUGCACAGUAACACAAGUAGAGGAACUCAAAUCAGUAAUCUCUCUUCUACCAGUUUGGGCAUCACUAAUUGCCUUUUCAACUGUAUACGGCCAAAUGAGCACCAUGUUUGUUCUACAAGGCAACACAAUGAACCAGAACAUUGGUCCUCGCUUCAAGAUCCCAUCAGCAUCCCUCACCAUUUUCGACACGCUAAGUGUCAUCUUCUGGGCCCCUGUGUAUGACCGCAUCAUCGUCCCAUUUGCAAGGAGGUACACUGGCCACAAACAAGGAUUCACAGAACUCCAAAGAAUGGGAAUUGGCCUUGUCAUCUCCACUGUUGCCAUGAUCGUUGCUGGCGUUUUAGAGGUUGUUCGCCUUGACAUGAUCAGGAAAAACAACUACUAUGAUGUUCAGACCAUCCCCAUGUCAAUUUUCUGGCAAAUACCCCAGUAUUUUAUUGUUGGAUGCGCAGAAGUUUUCACCAACAUUGGUUCCUUAGAGUUCUUCUAUGGCCAGGCACCAGAUGCUAUGAGAAGCAUUGGUAUGGCUCUCUCACUCACCACUAAUGCCUUGGGAAAUUACGUUAGCACACUGCUUGUCACUAUUGUAGCUAAAAUCACCACAAGGCAUGGUAAGCUUGGUUGGAUCCCAGACAAUCUGAAUAGAGGCCAUCUUGACUACUUCUACUGGCUUUUGUCCAUUCUCAGCUUUCUCAACUUCAUUGUAUUUCUCUGGGUUGCAAAGAGGUACAAGUACAAGAAGGUGGCUGGGAAUACUCAUUAAGAUAAUAAUAGCUCGAGGUUGAACAACUCUAUUUGCUGAAGAUUUCUUUUAGUAGUGUUUUUAUCUUGCGUUUGCACCACUUUCUUAAAGGAUUAAUUGUAUAGAUGUUAUUUGGAGUGUUUUGGCAUGUUAAAAAAUGUUUUCUUGGUUUUAUAUUCCGUUGUUUGUUUUA